This is a messenger RNA of Thrips palmi, 3306 nucleotides long. RefSeq names its product phospholipase A-2-activating protein (gene Plap). Gene Ontology annotation, cellular component: cytoplasm; nucleus. The record is from RefSeq and is a predicted model, not a curated record. Bases 338 to 2752 code for a protein of 804 amino acids. Lineage: Eukaryota; Metazoa; Arthropoda; Insecta; Thysanoptera; Thripidae. The transcript has 12 exons. Gene Ontology annotation, molecular function: ubiquitin binding. Gene Ontology annotation, biological process: proteasome-mediated ubiquitin-dependent protein catabolic process; ubiquitin recycling.
UUACUUUGUUUCUCGGUUUCUGAGGGAAUAACUUCCAUUACACUCUUGCACUCUGGAACUAAUUUAUCGCUCUGAUUAGGGAUUUCAGCCACAUUCGAAUUUGGAAAGCAUUUGUGCCAGUGGAGAGCAACGGGAACGUCGCCCCCUGCCGACGCUGAGCCGCUGCCGAGCCGUGCAGCCGUGUGUCAGCAUUGUUGACGGUUGCAGACGGUUGCGGUGUACCUUCCCAAAGUAUUCAUACUGUCCUUAAAAGUCCCACGGCAAAUGAUUCAAGUGACGUGUGCUGUAAAUAUCUGACUUGACUACACGAUAGAUUGAACCGAAGGCGACCAACGACAUGUCUGAGUAUAAACUCAGCUGCUCUCUUACGGGGCAUUCCUUGGAUGUCCGGGCGGUUUGCACCGCUCCCGACUCCUCUAUUAUUUCGGGAUCUAGGGAUGCCACCGCCAAAGUGUGGCGCCCAAAUGGAAUCAACCCAGGUUACCAUGAAGCCCAAACAUUGAGAGGACACUCGAACUUUGUGACCUGUGUUUGUUACUGCUCUCCUUCGGAAUCAUACCCAAAUGGAUUAAUUUUGACAUCUGGUAAUGAUAAAAACAUUUGUGGGUUUGUAGCGGAGCAAGAAUCUCCUCUCUUCACCCUCAAAGGACACACUGACGCAGUCUGCUGUUUGUCUUUGGGAAGAGAACCCGGCACAAUUUUGACUGCAUCAUGGGACAAAACUGCCAAAGUGUGGAACUACACAACAGGAAAACAAGUUACAACUCUCAGGGGUCAUGAACUUGCUGUGUGGAGUGUCAUCGAAGUGUCUCCAGGUCGGAUUGUCACAGGUGCAGCUGAUAAAACAGUCAAAAUGUGGGAGAAGAGCUCUGCAACUUGUUUGUCAACAUUAACAGGACAUACAGAUUGUGUCAGAGCACUGGCUAGAGUAAGUGACCAUGAAUUUUUGUCCUGUGCUAAUGAUGCUACUGUUCGUCAAUGGUCGACAACAGGUGACUGUUUGGGUAUCCUCUAUGGGCACUCAAACUAUAUCUACAGUUUGGCUGUAGACCCGAAUGGGAAUGGUUUUGCAUCAGUUGGAGAAGACAGCUCACUACGAGUGUGGAAGGAUGCAAAUGUUGCCCAAGUGCUAACUCUUCCUGCUCAAAGUGUAUGGAGUGUGGCUUAUCUUCCGAAUUCAGACAUUGUCACUGGAUCAAGCGAUGGGGUAGUGCGUGUCUUUUCAAGGGACCCUAUGAGGCAGGCAAGUGAAGAUGUCCAGAAGUGUUAUGAAGCAGAGAUUGAAGCAAUGUUUAAAGUUUCUUCACAGGAACUUGGAGGAGUGAAAAUAAGCGAUUUGCCAGGCAAAGAAGCUUUGUUUGAACCUGGAAAAUCGGAUGGACAAACUAGGCUAAUUCGUGAGGGUACCAAAGUGACUGUGUACAGUUGGUCUGCUGAACAGAAAGAUUGGACAAAAGUUGGUGAUGUUGCCGGGGCCAAUGAAGAAAACUCAGGGAAAUCAUUGCACCAGGGCAAGGAAUAUGACUUUGUGUUCAGUAUUGAUAUCAAAGAUGGUGUUCCUCCUCUGAAACUGCCCUACAAUGUUUCUGAAGAUCCAUGGGUAGUCGCCCAGAAGUUCAUCCAUGACAAUGACCUACCCCAGGCAUACCUCGAGCAAAUUGCAAAUUUUAUUGUUACCAAUGCCAAAAAGACACAACAGCCAACUAUUGCCAGUGCCCCUCAGGGGCAACCAGAGUUUUGUGACCCAUUCACUGGAGGCAAUCGAUACAUACCAGGUGGUUCACAGGGUGGUUCAGCCAGUUCAUCCGGAAACUUUGAUCCUUUUACGGGAGGAAGUAGUUACGUUCCUGGCAGUGCACCAACUCGAACCGUUCCACCAGUUACUACAGCUGCAGGAAAUUUUGAUCCACUCACAGGUGGAAGUAGUUAUGUGUCUAAUGGAGCAAAGGUCAUCAAAGACAGUGCACUUUCUAAACUCCACUUCCCCCAGAAAUCGUAUGUACGCUUUGAUCAAGCCAACCUUAAAGCCAUGUUAGAUAAAUUGCAAGAGCUGAACCAGAAGUUAGGUGGUGAACCUCACCAAGUUGAAGGCAAUAUAUUGGAAAAUGUAGUAAAGCUUGCUGAGCCCCAGAAUUCUCUUGACUCAAGUUCCACUUUGAUCCUGCAGAAAAUCUUGAAGUGGCCUCAAGAUGUGGUAUUCCCAGUCCUGGAUGUAGCGAGAUUGGCUGUUCGACAUGCUAAUAUGAAUCAAGAGCUGUGCGAUGGCAAAAAUGGCAAAGAUUUCAUGUCAAUGUUACAGUUGUAUCUACAGCCAGCUCCAGGGCCAAAUCUUAUGUUGGCUUUGAGGAUAGUUUCCAAUAUGCUUGGGCAUGCUCCUGGUGAGGCUUUAGUCACUCAAAAUGCAUUGUCCUUGCUGCAGCAACUAGAUCAGUAUACUCCACCAUUUUCUAAACCGCUUGAGGUUGCAAUUGCUACCCUUCUCCUCAACUUAAGCGUUCUCUUUACAAGAAAGUCCGAGCUCUUUUCUAGUAUUGAUGCUGUUGGGGCCAGUUGCCUUCACGUCCUACCUCUAUUCUCUGACAAGGAAGCUGUUUAUAGAAGUCUUGUUGCCUGUGGAACUCUACUCUCCCAUAAAAGCCAAGACUUGCCUAACUGGGCACAAGAAUUGUGGCCUCAUAUUAUUAGCAUGUCAGAGAAUGAUGAUGAAAGAAUCCAAAUAUGUUCUCAGCAAAUCUUAGCUAUUGGAAGUUGAUUGUAGUUCUGUUUUAUUUUCAAUUCUCUUCUGUAGAUGAUAUCUGUAUAGUAAGAUGAGUUAGGCAGGUUGUACAAGAUACUAAAACUGUUCACAUGUCACUAGCUAUGUAUUUUAUUCUUCCUCAGUUUUUUGAAGUGGAAGAGUAACACAUUGGCACUUUCUCUUGAUCAAAAUUGUCAAACAAUUUGAAAUAGUGGAACAAUUUUGUGUAAGUACCCAUUAUCUGCUCAAUGGUUCAGCGUUCUUUACUAAUCUUUCAAUGUCUGCAUACUGUUUUGCCUUGUCGCUCUUGUGUACUAUUUGUGUACUGUGAUUUCAAUUACUGCUGUAUGAAAUCAUCAUAUUUUAUUAAUAAGAAUUUGAUUUGUGAAACUGCACUAUCACAACUGUGAUAUCAGAUUAGGGCCUAUGGGAUUGUAUAUACUGUAGUAUGAAUUAAUGUGUCAAAUUUCGAUUUUGAGCUUUAUGUGCCUGUAACACUGACUGCUAAUUCCUCUGCUGUUUCUACUGGUGGGGUGACAGAUUCAUAAAUAAAACUUAGAUACUUCUGA